This is a messenger RNA of Cylicostephanus goldi, 468 nucleotides long. The record is from the annotation of a GenBank genome assembly. Lineage: Eukaryota; Metazoa; Nematoda; Chromadorea; Rhabditida; Strongylidae.
AUGCACGAUGAAUUGAGAAACAACUUUCUGGAUAUGCACAACUAUCGCAGAGCUGCACUGGCAAAAGGAAAUAUUGCCAGAAAGAACGGCAUCUAUUUACCUCAGUCUUCUGACAUGCAAAGAAUGAGAUACGAUUGUGCUUUGGAAAGCAACGCUGCCGACUAUCUGAGCAUAUGCCCGUCAUCCAAAUCAACUGAAUCCUCGCGACCAAAUGUUGGAGAAAAUUUCAUCCGUAUUCCUGAAAAGGGUUUGUCGACGUAUACGGCUGCAGCUCGAAAUAUGGGAUGGUCUACUUCUCGCAAGCUUGGUUGUGCCAUCGCAAAGUGCGGCGGCGAUUAUAUCGCAGCUUGUCGAUACUCGCCUGAAGGCAAUCAUGUGGACCAAGUAAUCUACGGAAAAGGAACUCCUUGCACAGCUUGCGCAGCUGGUUCGUGGUGCACUGAAGAUGCACUUUGCACUUUACCAUAA